Molecule: messenger RNA, 1326 nt
Organism: Anopheles maculipalpis
Lineage: Eukaryota; Metazoa; Arthropoda; Insecta; Diptera; Culicidae
Gene: Lipt1
Product: lipoyltransferase 1, mitochondrial
Exons: 5
Coding region: 6-1238 (410 amino acids)
Biological process (GO): protein lipoylation
Cellular component (GO): mitochondrion; cytoplasm
Molecular function (GO): lipoyltransferase activity
Source: RefSeq, a predicted model, not a curated record
GCAAGAUGGCUGCCAUGGUAGCGAAACGAUCGCUCGUUCGAUCCUGUAGCCGGCUGUACGUGCUUUCCCAGCAUCAGGGACAAGUGUGCGGCUACUCCUCCUCAACGAAGCACCCGUACCAGGGUAAUGGUGAGGGUAGCAGUCCGACCGGCCAUCUGACCAUGACCAGCAGCAGCAAGCAGCUGUCGACGGCCGAAAUCAAGAAGAUCCCGGAUGCGGAGGUGCGCAAGUCCGUCUUCAUCUCGCAGUCGAACGAUGUGUUCACGAAUCUGGCACUGGAGGAUUGGAUCUAUCGGCACUUCGAUCUGACGAACCAUCACAUCCUGAUGCUAUGGAUUAACAAACCGUCGGUGGUGAUUGGACGGCAUCAGAAUCCAUUCUCGGAAACGAAUGUUUCCGCGCUGGAACGUAAUGGGAUCGAGCUGGCUCGGAGGAACAGUGGAGGUGGUGCGGUUUAUCACGAUCCCGGCAACCUGAACUGUACCUUCUUUAUGCCGCGAGCCCGGUACGAUCGGAAGUACAAUCUGACGCUGUUGACACGCGCCCUAUAUCGGGAGUACGGCAUCAAUGCGGAGCUGUCCGCACGGGACGAUAUUGUGCUGCUGGGAAAGAAGAUAUCGGGCACCGCAGCAAAACUAGGCCAACCGAACGCUUAUCAUCACUGUACGCUCUUAGUAAACUCGAACAAACUUCACCUGGGUGCAUCACUCGCUAAAGAUAACGUCGAAAUAACAAGCAAGGCGACCGCCUCUAUCCCAUCGCCAAUCAAGAACCUUGUUGACGUAAACCGAACCGUAAACAUCCAGCAGCUCCUGUCGGCCAUUGGGUACGAGUUUCUACGCACACCUGCCACCCAGCUGACCGAUGGUGGGCGCGAACUGUUGAUGAAGCAGCGCGGCUUCCAGCUAAUCAAUCCAACCGACAAGUGGUUCCCGGGCAUCACGGAACUGCGCGAAAACUUUGCCUCCUGGGAGUGGCGGUUUGGAAAGACGCCAAACUUCUCCGUACAGAAGACGAUCCAGCCUAAAUCGGCCAGUGCUGGGCAGGAAAUGAAGCUGAAAGUUGACGUUGAAAAGGCGCUGAUCAAAGAAAUUAGUCUAAUCCUGCCGAACCACGAACCGAUUCCGGUAGUGUCGGACAUGGUUGGACGUGCGUACAAUGAGGAUUGCUUCCAUGGCAUUGCGGAAGCGCUGAAGGGUGCCAACACCGAGCAUAUGCAGCAGGCGAUGGGAUUAUGAAGGUUAGUCCUACCAGCGACAGCUACCACCGUACCGUCCACAUCGACGAACGCCGACAGCGGACCGGACGAUGGACGCAGUUGAAAGU